This is a messenger RNA of Dissoconium aciculare CBS 342.82, 1455 nucleotides long. RefSeq lists its product as uncharacterized. Gene Ontology annotation, cellular component: nucleus. The record is from RefSeq and is a predicted model, not a curated record. Gene Ontology annotation, biological process: regulation of DNA-templated transcription. Lineage: Eukaryota; Fungi; Ascomycota; Dothideomycetes; Mycosphaerellales; Dissoconiaceae. The transcript has a single exon. The coding region runs from base 1 to 1455 and encodes 484 amino acids. Gene Ontology annotation, molecular function: DNA-binding transcription factor activity; DNA binding; copper ion binding.
AUGGAGCAAGAUAAGCCUUUCAAGACCAUCGAGCUGCUCGAUUCUCGCACAAAGCAGUUGUGCAAGGUCGCUUGCAUGUCUUGCAUCCGGGGUCACCGAACAACGUCCUGUGGCAUACCCGUCUGCCGGACCAAAAUUUUCUGGACCGUCAAGAGACCGGGCCGGCCUUCGAACUCCUGUACUUGUCGCUACGGUGCCACUGGAGGCUGCAAGUGCGUUGUGGCGAGAUCUGCGUGUCCGCACAAGUCGAAGAAGGGCGAGAAGCGCGCAGGCGAAUGCCGCUGUGAUGAGCAGGGUCGAUAUUGUUGCCUCAUAGAACCCGAUCACUGGAAGCUGCUCCUGGCGUUGCAGAAUCCUACCGUCGACUUCUACCCAAAUCGUGACGCUCUAGAGAACCGCCAUGUGGUCAGUUCGUCCAUGGCUUUUUCGCCGGCACCUUCCUUUAUCACUUCAAGUCCACAUCCGUCGAGUGGACUGUCGACCAUGUCACCCACAACGCCUAACAUGCCUCCGAUGCACACCAUGAUGAACGGCUUUAGUGCCUAUCCACAACGACCGAGCACCUUGUCGCCACAGUUCGGUGUCUUAGCAAUGGACUCGCCACUCAGUGUCGCACAAGACGCCAUGGUGUGGGAAAGCCAAAGUCCGCUGGCGGCCCGGGACAGCGGAACACAAUACGCAUAUGCAGGUUCGCAGCAGGAGUCCGGGUCGUGUUGCCAGCCUGCGACACCGACCGUCCCUACCCUUGGUGUUCCUUCGCCUCAACAGCAGCAUCAGGAGAUGAUAGGUCAAGCAGUCCCAUUGACGAGCCCAUUACCGACACCACAGCUGUACAGCAACGAGCAUAUUGCAGCAGCCACGACUGCUCAAAUGCAGCAGACCACGCCUGCCUUCGACUUCCAGCGAUUGCAAACCGACUACUUCAACUAUCAAUUUCCAUCCGCCAUCUGUCAGAACUGCGGUCUGUAUGGCUGUUCUUGCCGCAACUGUCCGCCCGUUUUUCAAAAUUUUGGCACUACCUCGUGGGCACAAUAUUGUGGACGGAAGCACGCUCGCGAAGCGCCGCCCCCGCCGACACUGCCGGUCAUCGCACCGAAGAUUGCCCCUCCGCAACAAACCUGGAUGGCGGAGCAGGUCGUGCCCAGUAUGCAGGCCGAUCAGCCGAUCGUGCACGACGGAUUCAUACAAUCCCCGCCGUUUCCUCUUCCUGAUCAGAAUUUCCAACUGGACUUCAGUGAUCUGAAUAUGGUCCCCCCUGUCGAUCCUUUGGCUUUCGAUUCUUUCGUUCUGGGAUCUGAGUUGUUGUUGCCAGCGGGCGCAGAUUCUUUGAACCUAGACGAAUACCUUCUUUCGGAUUUGAAUAACACAUCGCACGAUGCUAUGGAGGUCGUCAACGAGGUCAAACCCGAUGACGAUCAGAGCGGUGGAGGCGGUGGUUGUUGCUGCGGGGGGUGA